AUGGGUGGUCUGUGCUCGUGCUGCAAGCCUUCACAGUUGGUUGUCGACGAGCAGUCAGUGCUCACAUCUCAUUCACACGCCACCGCCACCCAGCCGGACUACCGAUCUAUUGCGUCUGCCGUAGCACUGCUCAAUCAGCCGCCACCAGUGCCAGAAGCGCAGGCCCCAUUACCUGCCAUGGAUCCAUCGCCACGACCCGGAACAUCGGGGGCACAGUCCUUCACCUUUAAUGAGCAGCUGCCGGCAUCCACAUCUGACGAUGCCUCUGUACGGCAGCGCUCUGCAUCUGACGCCGAAGCGCAGGCGCCACUACAAGCCCUGGAUUCAUCGCCACGACUCGAAACAUCGAGGGUGCGGUCGGUGACAUUUAGUGAGCACCUGCCGGCAUCCACUUCUGAUGUCUCUUUACGGCAGCGCUCUGCAUCUGAUGCUGGAGCGGAGGAGCCACCAGAAGCCCUGGGUGCAUCACCACGACCCGAAACAUCGAGGGUGCGGUCGGUGACAUUUACUGAGGAGCUGCCGGCAUCCACUUCUGACGACGUCUCUUUACGGCAGCGCUCUGCAUCUGAUGCUGAAGCGGAGGAGCCACCAGAAGCCCUGGGUGCAUCACCACGACCCGAAACAUCGAGGGCGCGGUCGGUGACAUUUACUGAGGAGCUGCCGGCAUCCACAUCUGACGAUGCCUCUGUACGGCAGCGCUCUGCAUCGGACGCCGAAGCGCAGGCGCCACUACAAGCCCCGGAUUCAUCGCCACGACCCGAAACAUCGAGGGUGCGGUCGGUGACAUUUAGUGAGCACCUGCAGGCAUCCACUUCUGAUGUCUCUUUACGGCAGCGCUCUGCAUUUGAUACUGAAGUGGAGGAGCCACCAGGAGCCCUGGGUGCAUCGCCACGACCCGAAACAUCGAGGGCGCGGUCGGUGACAUUUACUGAGGAGCUGCCGGCAUCCACUUCUGACGACGUCUCUUUACGGCAGCGCUCUGCAUUUGAUACUGAAGUGGAGGAGCCACCAGGAGCCCUGGGUGCAUCGCCACGACCCGAAACAUCGAGGGUGCGGUCGGUGACACUUACUGAGGAGCUGCCGGCAUCCACUUCUGACGACGUCUCUUUACGGCAGCGCUCUGCAUUUGAUACUGAAGUGGAGGAGCCACCAGGAGCCCUGGGUGCAUCGCCACGACCCGAAACAUUGACGGUGCAGUCGGUGACAUUUAGUGCGCAGCUGCCGGCAUCCACCACUGACGACGUCUUUUUACGGCAGCGCUCUGCAUCUGACACCGAAGCGAACAAGAGCUUGGUGCCCCCGUCUGCUUCAAGCCCCAAGCUCGAAGGCCGCGAGACGAGCGCUUCAUCUGAGGUUGGUCCGAGCAGCAGGCACUAA
Messenger RNA from Rhipicephalus microplus (southern cattle tick), 1377 nucleotides. RefSeq names its product histone-lysine N-methyltransferase 2D-like. The record is from RefSeq and is a predicted model, not a curated record. Lineage: Eukaryota; Metazoa; Arthropoda; Arachnida; Ixodida; Ixodidae.